CUCUCUCUCUCUCUCUCUCUUGCCUACUCGGACGCAAAACAGUGACACAAUGAACUAGAAACAGCGGCUGGAGAUGGAUCGUCUUGAGAACGAAUGUUAGUUGGUAUACAUUCUCUGUCGCUUUUUCAUAAUACGAGUAUGUUUACAGGCAGGGGGCCUGUAUGAAAUAUAAUAGGAAUGGAUAAUUUAUAUGAAUAACGAGACUAGAAGAGAAGAUAAAAACAAUCGAAAGCCUGAAAUACGCAUUAGUUGCAAUAUCGAGAAGGCUAUAAAAUCAGCCCGCCUUGCCUUCAAAAUGUUCAAACCUUCUGAGAUGGCGCGUCUGUCGCUUCCACUUGAAUCCCGCGCCCGGCGCGCGCCGUAGGUGUGGUGAGCGUGUGGGCCUCUGCGGCAGGAGCACGUGUCACUUUACCGGCAGUGAGCUUACAGGAAACAGGUAAAUUCGGGACUGCAUAACGAAGUGGUGUUUUCGCGUGUUGAGGCACUCACGGUAGUUACUACACUCCGCCAGCACCAGCACCGGCACCAGCAUGCAGCUCUCCUUGGAAUACCUCAGGACUCCCCCUGGGAUUCUUAAGUUAGUGGAAAUUGCUACGGUGGUGGUGGCCUUCGGCAUUUUUCGUGGCUCCGAUGCACGUUUCGCUCUGAGUCGGAGCCAAAACUUUGCCACGGACGCUGACUUCUUCGGAUGCGGCGUGCUGGUCACUGCGCUCAUCAUUACGCCGCUGCUCCUCACGUGCUACAUCAUGGGCCGCUACGAGAUCCAGAAGACCAUAUUUGAGAUCGUUUUCAACUUCCUGAUGUUCGUAUUCAUGUUGUCUGCUGGCUCCGUUGCAGUGGAUUCAUUUAAGAACGUAGAUGUCAUUGGCAGUAAUAUGGAAAAUACUUCUUUGGCGAUGGGUAGCUUCUGCAUAAUUGCCAGUUUUGCUUACCUGGUAGACACUGUUUUUGCAGUGCACCUGUACCGUAAGUGAUCCCCAAUACACACACACACACAAAAAAAAAAUCAUAUACACACAAAAACACACACACACACACACACACAAACAAA
This is a messenger RNA of Portunus trituberculatus (swimming crab), 1051 nucleotides long. RefSeq names its product protein snakeskin-like. The record is from RefSeq and is a predicted model, not a curated record. The transcript has 4 exons. Bases 531 to 974 code for a protein of 147 amino acids. Lineage: Eukaryota; Metazoa; Arthropoda; Malacostraca; Decapoda; Portunidae. Gene Ontology annotation, cellular component: membrane.